UCGCGUGAAAAUCACGUUUCGUCGAUCAGUCGUUUGAUACCCGUGUCGUCGUAUUGAUAACUCACUGAAAUGAUAAGCGGCAUCUAUCGUAUCGAUCGGUUUUUCCCUUGCUUAGAAGAAGCAAGUUUAAUAACUCUUUGGUAACACUUGUGAUAGUAAAUUCGCGCUAUAUACAUGCGUAUUUGAGGAGAUACGACAGUCGUCUCCCCCGCAGACGCGGAAGAUAAGACACGGGGAGUACAGUGUUUAGUCUAUAGAACAUGUCUUCGAGACAAUUCCUGAGACCAUUCGGCUGCUGUUUGAUGGGCUUUCAAGGCCGCCGAUCGGAUGGUCUGCGUCAUGUCAUCCGGGAUCCUGGACGUGAGUCUGAGAUCUCACGUCAUCAGCGUCACCUGUGCAACAGCAUGAGGAUCCAAAGCAGUAGUCGGCCCGACUGCAGCAAGAGCAAAACGUCAACCAUGUCGAGCGUGGAGCGCGAUCAGCUAGGCCAACGAGGAAGCGGCGACUCGCACUGCGCCGGUCUUCUGCGCGGCCUCGACCAUAUCAGGGACCCGCAGUUAAACAAGGGUAUGGCGUUCACCAUCGAGGAAAGACAGAUGCUUGGUAUACACGGUCUUCUACCGGCGGCUGUGAAAACCCAAGAUGAGCAGCUAGAGCUCUGCCGUCUCAACCUAGACCGCUACACCGAUGAUCUUUCGAAAUACAUAUAUCUCAUAGGCCUACUGGAUAGAAACGAGAAACUCUUCUACCGUUUGUUGGCAGACGACGUAAGUAAAAUGAUGCCGCUGGUGUAUACGCCAACUGUAGGUCUGGCGUGUCAGAAGUUCGGUCUGGUCUAUCGCAGGCCCCGCGGUCUCUUCGUGAGCAUCCAUGACCGAGGGCACGUCUACGACGUCCUGAAGAACUGGCCCGAGCACGACAUACGGGCGAUCGUCGUCACAGACGGGGAAAGGAUAUUGGGACUGGGCGACCUGGGUGCGUACGGCAUGGGUAUCCCAAUCGGGAAGCUGUCAUUGUACACCGCGUUGGCCGGCAUCAAACCUCACCAGUGCCUGCCUAUCACCCUGGAUGUCGGUACCAAUACUCAGUCGUUACUGGACGAUCCCCUGUAUAUUGGUCACAGACACAAGCGCGUAACUGGAAAGGACUACGACGACUUCCUGGACGAAUUCAUGAAGGCUGUCGUGAAGCGAUACGGUCCGAAUACGUUGAUCCAAUUCGAGGACUUCGGCAACGUUAACGCGUUCAGGCUACUCCGAAAGUAUCGCGAUGAAUAUUGCACCUUCAACGAUGACAUUCAGGGCACCGCCUCCGUCGCUGUCGCCGGAUUAUUGGCGUCGCUCCGCAUCACACGAAAGAAACUCUCGGAGAACACGAUCGUGUUUCAGGGCGCCGGAGAGGCAUCGUUAGGUAUCGCGGCGUUGUGCGUGAUGACGAUGAAGAAGGAAGGAGUGACCGAGGAGGAAGCUAAGAGUAAAAUCUGGAUGGUGGACUCAAAAGGACUAUUGGUGAAAGAUCGUCCAAAGGGCGGACUGACGGAGCAUAAAUUGCAUUUUGCUCGCGACGACAAACCAAUCGACACCUUGCUGGACGUCGUCAAGACAGCCAAACCGUCGGUCAUCAUCGGCGCAGCCGCUAUCCGGGGUGCCUUCACAACCGAGAUAUUAAAGGAGAUGGCGCAAAACAACGAAACCCCUGUCAUCUUUGCUCUGAGCAAUCCAACGAGCAAGGCGGAAUGCACAGCUGAAGAAGCAUACACUGCUACGGAGGGAAGGUGCAUAUUUGCGAGUGGUUCGCCUUUCCCGCCGGUGACGUACAACAAUAAAACCUUCUAUCCCGGUCAGGGUAACAAUAGUUAUAUCUUCCCUGGAAUCGCAUUAGCCGUGAUUUGUGCCGGUAUGCGCACCAUUCCCGAAGAGACCUUCCUCAUCGCUGCGUCGGCUCUCGCCGACUUGGUAACGCAAACGGAUUUGGACAGCGGAAACCUUUAUCCGCCAUUACAGGACAUACAGAAAUGCUCGAUGAAUAUAGCGUGCGCACUCAUGAAAUAUGCCUACGAGAACUGCAUCGCGACUAUCCAUCCAGAGCCUAAAGAUUGCGAGAGCUUUCUUAAGGCGCAAUUGUACGAUACGAGCUAUAAGUCGUCUAUACCACCGAUUUACCCGUGGCCUAAGCUAUAAUUACCUUUGUUAAUUAGAUCAAGAUUUAUUUCUUGCACACAAUUACUUUGGGUCCACGAAAAAGAAGACUUUGCAUAAACGUUCAAGGGGAGACAAAUUUUGCUUGUUUCCUUAAAGCCUGUUGAUCGGGCUUUAUUUUAUUUCAAACAUCGCGUACUAGUAGAAUAUAUAACUAAUUUGUAAGAAAAAAAAGAAGAGAAGUUACGCAAAAUGUCACGGCGAUAAACGGAUUCAAAGAAGCGAAGCAACAUUAUUUAAAGGUAUAAAUAUACAAGAAAUAUGUAAAAGAAUUGAUUUGCUGGUUGAACACAAAUAAAUAUCGACGCUGGUUUGAAAGAAGUGUAUUUAUUGCUACUCGGAAUAUCGCUGUUUUGCAGAAGUAAAUAUACCCCGUUUAACACGAGCAGCAGGUAUAUAACAUCCUUCAUUUCGUAGAUACAGUAUAACUAAGGUCAAACAAAACUUAUACGGAUGACACGAGUUGUGUAAAUCAAAUGUGACGAAAAAAAAUGGGAACGGGAUGGUUCUCGCGUGCGCAAUACACACCAAUGUUUCUGUAAUAUUCACAAUAUACGUUUUUCGAUUUAAAUUAAAUCUUCGUGAAAUAUAUAAUAUUUAUAGAAUAUAAAAUACGAAAUUUUUUGUUUUAUUAGGCCGGAAACUUAAAGAUGAUUAGAGCAUGAAAAAUCGUUAUAAAUAUGUCGCGAAGAAGAAUUCUCUUUUACGCAUCAGAAACUUCAAAUGGGCUC
Messenger RNA from Formica exsecta, 2929 nucleotides. RefSeq names its product NADP-dependent malic enzyme (gene Men). Gene Ontology annotation, molecular function: malate dehydrogenase (decarboxylating) (NAD+) activity; malate dehydrogenase (decarboxylating) (NADP+) activity; NAD binding. Gene Ontology annotation, biological process: malate metabolic process; pyruvate metabolic process. Bases 261 to 2180 code for a protein of 639 amino acids. Lineage: Eukaryota; Metazoa; Arthropoda; Insecta; Hymenoptera; Formicidae. The record is from RefSeq and is a predicted model, not a curated record. The transcript is spliced from 8 exons. Gene Ontology annotation, cellular component: mitochondrion.